Molecule: messenger RNA, 1823 nt
Organism: Lontra canadensis (Northern American river otter)
Lineage: Eukaryota; Metazoa; Chordata; Mammalia; Carnivora; Mustelidae
Exons: 2
Coding region: 1-678 (225 amino acids)
Source: RefSeq, a predicted model, not a curated record
AUGGCGACGUAUCCACCGCGGAGGCUGCUGGGAGCAAGACCUUUACCCUCUGACCCCCGCCGUGACCCCCGUCGUUCCGGCUUCACUGAAGGCGGCGGCGGAAGGUGGGAACAGCGAUUGCCUACCGGACAGGGUUGGGGGUGGGCAGACCGCUUCCCGCGCGUUCAACAAGGGGUGGGGAGAGGCGCUUCACUCCCUCACCUUUUCUCCACGGCUUCCAGCCUGUCUCCCACCGAUUCGUUGGGAGGCGCGCAGCCUCUUCGCAGCCGUUGUAACGAUCAGGGCCUCUACGGCCGCUACAGUCCGCCUGGGGCCGGGUUGCUCUGCACUGAGCACUGGCCCUCCGUCCGUGGCGGGCAGCGGGGUCCAGGGGCGGGGAAUGGUGAGGUGGCGUCGGCCCGCCCUCUCUGGGGACGCGGAACGUGUUUGUGUUUGUGUUCGUGUCGGACACCACGCCCCUCCCACGUCCGCCUGGAAGGGCCCUCACACCCACCCCACCCCCGACUCCCACCACCUGAAGCAAAACUGAUCUCUGUCCCCUUUUCCUCCCUCAGCCCCCGCGAUCUCCGGUGCUUGUGCACGCACUUCCAGGGACUGGCAGCAUGUCACCAUCACCUCCUGAGAAACUUAAGAAGAGUCUCUGCAAGUGUGUUUGAUUUGUGUAGUUUCAUAAAGUGAAUGGUUAUUUUUUUCUAUUUGAAUGAUAGAACAUAUUAAUGUAAAGUACAAACCAUUUGAAGUAAAUAAAAUUUCUACUUCCUUUGUUGGUUUCUUUUAUACAAUCACCUUUUCCUUCCUAAAAGAAUCACUGUUAGACAAUUUAAAAUUUAUGAUUGAAGGGCAGAGGGCAUCUGUCAGUCUUAAAUAGCAAGGAAAAUAAGCAUACCAUAAAUGAAAGGCGACUUUGUUAUGUUUACAGAAUGGAAGGUAUUUUUACAUAUUAGUAAAUGUUGUGUGAAUUAAUUUAAACUGCUAAUGGUGCUGAUGUCGCCAGUAGAAAAUGUUUUGCCUGGUUAUUCAGUCCAUUAAGCAUUCUGCUUCACUGUUUUUUACUUCAGGAAAAUUCAAAGAGGAGCAGCACCUCUUUAUGUCGCUCCCUUCACUGACCCUAACGGUUCCUUCCUGCCUCUUAAACAUUCUCUUCUACUCUGGAAGAUGGUGUGUUAAAAGACUGAAUAUAUCUCUAAGUAAAUGUAAUCCAGCUUCAUCCUGUUCUCACCCUUCUUGCUUCCUUUCUAUUUCUGUCAUGCACCACCGAGCUCUUUCGGGUCUGUAGCAGUUAGUUGUUAGUUGUCCCUAAAAUUUCUCCUUUUUUUUUUAAUACUAAUAGACAUGGACACAUGGCUGUCCAGAAUAAAGACUAUUUUCUAGCCUCUCUGUAGCCAUGUGGUAGUUUUAGCCAGUGGUAUAUAAGCAGAUAUAUCAUGUGGCUCUCCUUUAAUACUAUCCUUAGAAGACAGAUGGUAUGCACCUUCAGUCCUUUGUUUCUUUUCCUCUUAAUAUCUUGCACCCUGGAAUAAGGAUGUGAUGGCCUGGAACUCCGUCAGUUUGGGCUCUAGGCAAAUCCUUAAGCUGGUGGAAACCUGAGUCUUUGAGACCCUUGUGGAGUGCCAUACCAGCCCUACACUCUUUACAUUCAGAUUUUGAUGUGAGGGGAAAGUAAACUUCUAUCUUAUUAAACCACUAUUUGGGGUCUCUUGUUCUCAGUUGAAUUUAAUCUUAACUGGUACUCCAUCUCAGGACCUCUGCACUUGCUGUUUUUUUGUUUGUUUGUUUUUUCUGCCUGGGAUGUGCUUUCUCUAUGUCUGUAUGACUAACUUAUU